This is a messenger RNA of Camellia sinensis, 635 nucleotides long. Lineage: Eukaryota; Viridiplantae; Streptophyta; Magnoliopsida; Ericales; Theaceae. The record is from RefSeq and is a predicted model, not a curated record.
UGAUAAUUGUAGCAAGCCAUUCAAGGUCUGUGAGGAUUUUGGAGAAGAUGGACACAAAAUUUGACCCUGAGGAAGUCAUAGAAGAAUUCGAGAUGCUAACAAAGGAUGCUGAGAGAGUUCAGAAAGAGACCCUGCAGAAAAUACUAGAAGAAAAUGGCAGCGCAGAGUACUUAAAGAAAUGGGGUCUUAAUGGAAGAACUGACCAUGAGAGUUUCAAGGCAUUUGUCCCCCUCGUCACUCACAAGGAUUUGGAACCUUACAUUCAGAGAAUGGUGGAUGGUGAUACUUCCCCCAUCCUUACUGGAAAACCAAUAACAACCAUCUCAUUAAGUUCUGGCACCACUCAGGGAAAGCCCAAGUUUUUCCCGUUCAAUAACGAAUUGAUGGAAUCCACUAUGCAGAUAUAUAAGACAUCUUUUGCAUUUAGAAACAGGUUAUAUUCCUCUGUUUAUUGCAAAAGGAUUUUUAGUUCAUAUUAGUAUCAGAUGCCCUUCUCUUUCAAGUUGACCUUAAAAAUAUUUGGUUGGAAUUGUAAGUGAUUAUUAGAUGUUUUGGAAGUUACAUUUCACUUGUCUAUUAAAUUUUAUUUUCUUUGUUUGGAGGAAUCAACAAUAUACAAAGCGUUCAUGAAUAUG